Ficedula albicollis (Collared flycatcher) is the source of this 1595-nucleotide messenger RNA. RefSeq names its product beta-1,3-N-acetylgalactosaminyltransferase 1 (globoside blood group) (gene B3GALNT1). The record is from RefSeq and is a predicted model, not a curated record. Gene Ontology annotation, cellular component: membrane. Bases 268 to 1266 code for a protein of 332 amino acids. The transcript has 2 exons. Lineage: Eukaryota; Metazoa; Chordata; Aves; Passeriformes; Muscicapidae. Gene Ontology annotation, molecular function: N-acetyl-beta-D-glucosaminide beta-(1,3)-galactosyltransferase activity.
UGUGACUGAGCUGGGAGGAGAACUCGUGACACUUUGUGUGGAGUUCAGAGUCACACACCAAUGCAGUGCAGAACCUGGAAAUAUGAAAGCUCAAACUGAAGGCAUCAAUAGAAGAGCACAAUUCCAGCUGGCACUUCAGCCAACACAAGGAAAAGGUAAAAUCUGACCAACAGCACUCCGAAUGUCACCUUGCCCUUUCUUUCUCAGCAAGGAAGAUGCUCCAGGAGUCGUGGAACAGAUCCUGAGGGACACCAGCACCCCCCGACCAUGACAGCGGCUCCGAUCGGCGCCCUGUACGUGAGGCCCUUGCGGUGGAUUUUCCUGCUGCUGCUGCUCUUUUCCCUGCUCACCAUGUGGUACGUCACCCUCUCCUCCAGGGCCGGCCUGGAGAACCUCAACCUGCUCUACUUCUACGAGUACGAGCCCGUCUACCGGCAGGCGCGGCCGUUCGCGCUGCGCGAGCGCCGCCGCUGCCGCCGCCGCUGCGCCGAGGCCCGGCCCUUCCUGGUCAUCCUGGUGGCUUCCAGCCCGGGGGAGCUGCGAGCCAGGCAGGCCAUCAGGGUCUCCUGGGGCUCCCGGGGCUCCUGGUGGGGCCAGCGCGUGCUGACGCUGUUCCUGCUGGGGCGGGCCGGGCGCGGGGAGCGCGGGCCGGCGGCGCUGUCGGUGGAGGACGAGAGCGUUCUCUACGGGGACAUCAUCCGCCAGGAUUUCCUGGACACCUACGACAACCUCACCCUCAAGACCAUCAUGGCCUUCCAGUGGUUCUCGGAGUUCUGUCCCGGCGCCAGGUUCUUCAUGAAGACCGACGUCGAUGUCUUCAUCAACACUCCCAACCUGGUGAAGCUCCUGCUGCGGCUCAACUCCUCCGAGAACGUUUUCACCGGCUUUCCCCUCAUCCAGAACUUUGCCUACAGAGGCUUUGACAGGAAAAGGUUCAUCUCCUAUGAGGAGUAUCCCUUCAGGCUGUACCCUCCCUACUGCAGCGGCCUGGGCUACAUCCUGGAUGGAAAACUGGCUCUGAGGGUUUAUGAGCUGAUGGGCCACGUCAAACCUCUGAAAUUUGAGGAUGUUUAUGUGGGAAUUUGCUUAAAUUUACUCAAAGUCAACGUCACUCUGCCAGAAGACGCAGAACAAUACUUCCUCUAUAAAAUCGACUUUGAUAUCUGUAAGUACAGGCAUUUGAUUGCAGUCCAUGGCCUCACAUCAAGUGAACUGGUCCAGUUUUGGCAGGAUUUGUCAUCUGACACUUCCAAAACUUGCCUGUGAUUGUGGAUUUCUUUGGGAGCUUCAGUUUGGUGUAAGAGUGGCCUCUAGAGAUGGCUCUGACUGUGUGUCUCCUCACUAAAAGCAGGGAUUCACAAAGCCCUUUUCCACCCAGAGGUGCCUUGGAAUGUUCUGUCCCUUCUGCCUCUGCUGCCUUCCCACGGCCCAGAGCAACCCUGGGGUUCCCCCCUGGAUCUUCUGGAAUGUGCAAAAUGCCGCUGAGGAAAGGUGUUUAUGCCAAGCAAGCAGCUCUGAGGAUGCUUCCCCAAUUGCUGCCUGGAUUGGUUUUAUUGUUUUAUUGCCACUCUCCAUUAUUUGUUCUCUGCCCAGCA